Messenger RNA from Eleginops maclovinus (Patagonian blennie), 522 nucleotides. RefSeq names its product cytochrome c oxidase subunit 7B, mitochondrial. NCBI's taxonomy places the organism in Eukaryota, Metazoa, Chordata, Actinopteri, Perciformes, Eleginopidae. The transcript is spliced from 3 exons. The record is from RefSeq and is a predicted model, not a curated record. Bases 39 to 389 code for a protein of 116 amino acids. Gene Ontology annotation, biological process: mitochondrial electron transport, cytochrome c to oxygen.
CGUUUGCAUACUUUUCAGCGUAAAAUUUAGCUGGGCGGAUGCUAACACCUGGCAAACGUAAUAUCCGCUGUGUCUACGUGCGGCAGCCAUAUUACACUUCCGUUCGUCAAGGGUAUUUGAGGCUACAAGGCACCAGGCUAGACAACAUGUUCAGGUUUGCUAAAUCUGCGCUCAACCUCACCGGUCAGGCCACAAGGCAGGUGAGGCAUGUAUCCACCGAAUCAGAGGUCUUCCACAGGAAGUACGGCAACGGCCUGAUGGUUUCUGGACUAGGCUUCUGCGUGGCUGUGUGGGGAUAUGUGCUGACUCAGACUGGCAUCACCUGGAAUCUGUCACCUGUUGGGAAGAUGAUGCCCAAACCGUGGAGACAGCCCGAUGAGGAGGAGUGAAGCACUGCCAUGACAGACCUGCACCCCACCUAACAAUAAACCUUCUGGUUGUACAGAUGAAUAACAGCGAAUGCCUGUGUUUAUUCCAACAUGUAACUUUGUCCAAAUAAAUUAAGUGUGAUUCUACUGAUAA